Messenger RNA from Acanthoscelides obtectus, 456 nucleotides. NCBI's taxonomy places the organism in Eukaryota, Metazoa, Arthropoda, Insecta, Coleoptera, Chrysomelidae. The record is from the annotation of a GenBank genome assembly.
AUGGGUGCCGUUGAUGCAACGGACCAGGACAUGGAACCAUACAAUGCAGCACGGAAGAGCUACGCCUGGUUCAAGAAAGUUGGGAUCCACGUGUUACAGAGGAUGGUACUGAAUGCCAAAGUCCUCUACUCGGUUACAAACAAACGAAAAGUAGAUAUGAAAGACUUCACAUUACAGUUAUGUGAUGAAAUUCUUGCCAAACAUCUUUCAGACUAUACAGCAAUGCGUGAUCAACACAAAAACGCGAAAAGGCAAAAACUUAGUGAACCAUCAACAUCAAGGUUGGCAGGACAUGAUCUCGUUCGUAGUGAACAGAACACGAGACGCAGAUGCUGGGUAUGCUACAACAUUGAGAAGAAGCGCUCUAUUUUCACGUAUAAGUGUUGUAUUGGAUGUAAAAACCGCAUACCAUUGUGUUCCUUAGACCACUUUACAUACUAUCAUGAUAACCUAUGA